Schizosaccharomyces octosporus yFS286 is the source of this 2087-nucleotide messenger RNA. Its product is annotated as mediator complex subunit Pmc2/Med1. The record is from RefSeq and is a predicted model, not a curated record. Bases 378 to 1772 code for a protein of 464 amino acids. Gene Ontology annotation, cellular component: mediator complex. Gene Ontology annotation, molecular function: transcription coregulator activity. The transcript has 3 exons. NCBI's taxonomy places the organism in Eukaryota, Fungi, Ascomycota, Schizosaccharomycetes, Schizosaccharomycetales, Schizosaccharomycetaceae. Gene Ontology annotation, biological process: regulation of transcription by RNA polymerase II.
UAAUAUUGGAUCGUGUAGCGAACCUAACUACUGUACGCCCAGCUACAGUCAGUCGUUUAAGCUUCAAGCAGAUACUUAUGCUUUCCGAAUGCAUAUACAAAAAUCCUUUUACUAUUGAAUUUAAAAAAAUUUAAUCUAUACACACCUCACGAAAUCGAUCGCCCUUUCAAGACGCGUGCUUAUCAUUCUGUUAGUUCUUUCUUUCGCAUCAAUUAACUUUUUUUAAGUAGAAUUAAUUAAUUAAUUGUCAUUCCUUUACUUCAAAACUGAUCAAUUUUGACCUAGUUAGCUGACUUUGGUUUCUUCGUUCCUAUAUCCAAUCGAUUGUCUUCAGCGUUCUCAUCGAAGUCCUAUUUAUCUAGUUUUCUAGACGCUAAAUGUCCACUAUGGAACCUCCAAAUAUUCUUUCAAGCAUUCCUUAUAAGCAAAGCCCUUUUAAUCCAGAAGAGUUGAAUUUGACUCACUACUGCAUAUCUUCUCUAUUGUCUAUACCUUGGAACGACAUCAGUGUAACUGGAUUCGAAUAUCUGGCGAAAAAGUACCGACUGGACGUUUUUUCAGAUACGUCAAAUCCUAAUGAAGUUUUACUUAGCCUUGCUGGAAAAAUUAUUCUCAUCGAUGUUAUCAUCCCUACCCAUGGAACAUAUAGAGACAUAAAAAUUGCUUUAGCAUUUGCUGAUGCUACAGGUGAACAGUAUAAGAAUACGACAGCAGAAGAGAUCCUUCAGAGUGCCAUUCAUGAAAACAAUACUACCUUGUUGGAAAGAAAUGUUGCUUUGUUGGCGAUGCUUGAUCGCUGUUCACCGUCGGUUCAACAGAGCUGUUUUCAAUAUUUGGAGACUUUGAAAUCGACGUUCAAUAUAAUUUACAAUUCUAGAUUAAAAAACCAAGAUUCUGAAAACGAGAUGGAACUCAUUAUGAGUACAGAGGGGAAACCUUUGAACGACAAUGACGGGAAUUUAGGACUUCAACUAGCUUUUUGGAAAUAUCAAAAUUGUUUAUAUAAUGCGAAAAUAUCUAUGAAUGAACUAUCUUUAAAUUAUUUACCACGCACGCUUUAUGGAUCUCAGUUGGUUGCUGAGAUCCCCUUGAAGACUUCAGGUGAAGUCAAUUGGUUACCCGAAACAAAUUUAACACAAAUACCUGCUACUAUGGAACUUCUUUUUGAAGACUAUCACAUCGUGUUUCCAGAAUUUGGUGUGCAAGCGUUACUUAAUUUUCUUCAGAUCGGCGACGUAAACCAAUCUGGAAAUUAUCUUUCUUAUAAAACAUUGCUGGAUCUUCCGAACCAAACGACAGCGGGCUAUCCGUCUAUCAACAAAAGUCAUAUAAUUUAUUUGGGAGGAAUUGACAUUCCUGCCCGCUCUGUUCACAGAAUCCCUUACAGUCAUCCUCGACAAAUUCUUGGUAUUUUUCAAUAUGUUCGACAAUACCUGACUUUGCAGACUAUUCUUGAAAAUGUGAAACCCUGGUCAACAAAAAUUACCGCUACAGCCUCCCUUCGUUUGAACCUAAUUAUGAAGCAGUAUCCUAUCAUUCAUAUUCAGUAUCAAGAGCUGAAUAAACUCUCUAACGUGGAUCCAGUCAUCGCCCAUAUCGCGGUCCUUCCAAAUGGUAUUGUUCAACUAAACUCCAUCGCAUGUGGGUCAACUCCUACAAGUGAAGAUGUUGCUUUGAAAAUACAAAAAAUGCUUCAGAAAACACUAAACAUUGGUCUUGUGUUGGAGUUUGCCAUUCCAAUUUUGUUCAAAAAUAUACAAUCUACUAUAUAAUGUGCAAUGAUAAAAAAAUAGUAUUUGCUAGGAGUAAUCGAGCAAUAUUCCUAUCUUAUUUUGCAGUACUUAGGGUGAGCCUGAAAAACCUAAACUUUUGUAAAAAUCCAAAAGACCAAUUAAAUUGAUCAAAGUUUACUCGUCUUCACUUUCAGAUUCAUCGCUGGCUUCAGCAAGCCAAUUCAAGAAAGGACGAGCGGAUUCCUGAAUCUUCUUACUAGUUUCACGGCUAACGUAUUUUUUGCUAGGUUUAGCGCCCCAUUUCUCUAAGGUUCCUUCAGAAACCAAGUCGCUUUCAUAGAUUUCUAAUAAAAC